AUGGAGAGUUCGUGCUUUCAUGUAGUAUAUGCGAAAUUACGAAUCCGAAAUACGAGUUCCGCAUCUCUUGCCAUUUUUGAACCGUCAAUUGGCAAACCUGCAUAUUACUUUUCACGAGCCAUCUCGGGCCACAACCCUACUAAAGUCCGGUAUAGAAUAUUUGGUAGUGCGCUUACUUUUCCUUGUCUUUUUUUUUUUUUUUUUUGUUUCCUGCUCGCAGACCCGGCUCUGAACUGCAGUCGUAGGGAAACAGGACUGGUGAAAAUUUAG
This is a messenger RNA of Priceomyces carsonii, 270 nucleotides long. RefSeq lists its product as uncharacterized. The coding region runs from base 1 to 270 and encodes 89 amino acids. Lineage: Eukaryota; Fungi; Ascomycota; Pichiomycetes; Serinales; Debaryomycetaceae. The transcript has a single exon. The record is from RefSeq and is a predicted model, not a curated record.